AACGGUAGGUAUUAGGACUCAACCGGCAAAGCGAGAACUCUGCUUUCCACUUCCUGUAGAGUCCUUUCACGCGCAAUCGCCUCCCAAGUGGCAUCUGUUCAGAGACCGCCGUUGCUUAUCGGUACCUACCACGAUGUCGGGAGGCAGCAGCGUUUUGGCAUUGAAGGAGGAUGACGUCAGACGUAUGCUGACUGCAAAAACCCACCUGGGAACUAACAACUUGGACUUCCAGAUGAAGGAAUACUGCUUCAAGCGCCGGCCCGAUGGCAUCCACCUGAUCAACCUCAAGAAGACGUGGGAGAAGCUACUGCUGGCUGCCCGCGCCAUUGUGGCCAUCGAGAACCCAGCCGAGGUGUGCGCCAUCUCGUCGCGCCCGUACGGACAGCGGGCCGUGCUCAAGUUUGCCAGCUUCACCGGAGCAACUCCGAUUGCUGGCCGCUUCACACCCGGAACCUUCACUAACCAGAUCCAAGCUGCAUUCCGCGAGCCGCGGUUGCUCGUCGUGUGCGACCCGCGGGCGGACCACCAGCCCGUCACGGAGGCAUCGUACGUCAACCUGCCGGUAAUCGCCUUCUGCAACACGGAUGCCACCCUGCGCUACGUGGACAUUGCCAUCCCGUGCAACAACAAGAGCCAGCACUCCAUCGGACUGCUCUGGUGGAUGCUGACGCGCGAGGUGCUCCGCAUGCGCGGAUCCAUCCUGCGCGACAUCCCCUGGGAGAUCAUGGUUGACCUGUUCUUCUACCGUGAUCCUGAAGAGACCGAAAAGGAGGAGCAGGCCCAGCAGGUUGUACCCGAGCGGGCUGUCAAGGAGACCGCCGAGUACUCGACCGAGCAGUGGGGCGGUGGCGACGUGACUGCGGCCCCUGCCGAGGUCACCGACUGGUCCGCGGCUCCCGACGUGACUCCCUUCGCCGCUGCUGCGCCUGCACCCGCUGCCGUGGGUGUGCCAGCUCCGACGGAGGACUGGUCCGCUGCCCCAGCAGUUGAGGACUGGUCUGCGCCACCGGCUGCAGCAACACCGGCCACGACCACCACUACCGAAUGGGGUGCCGGGACUGACACCAACUGGACCUAAGUUGUUCCUCUGCUGUCAUCACGGGGGCAAUAAAGAUUCCCAUGUGGUUGUACA
Molecule: messenger RNA, 1132 nt
Organism: Dermacentor andersoni
Lineage: Eukaryota; Metazoa; Arthropoda; Arachnida; Ixodida; Ixodidae
Product: small ribosomal subunit protein uS2-like
Biological process (GO): translation
Cellular component (GO): small ribosomal subunit; ribosome
Molecular function (GO): structural constituent of ribosome
Source: RefSeq, a predicted model, not a curated record